AUGUCUGGCAACCAGUUUCAACCUUUGGCUGCUCAUCUCCACCAGCAGCAGCAAACACCAACGCCCCGGAGGCAGUCCAAUGCCCUGGGUUCUAGCUCGACGGCACCACCACCCGUGACACCUGGGAAUGCGAAUGGUAAUGACCAGAACGGACAGCAUAAGCCUCGACGGCGAAAGAACCACCGCGGCGGACAAAAGAAGCGCAACCGCCGCAAGUCCUUCGCUGUCUUGCCCGAAGAGUCGCACGACGAAGCUCAGGAGCACUCGACUGACAGAGACGACUUCUACCUUCAUCGCUCUAAUCUGAGCAACACCAGCAUUGAGAGCGAGGCGCUCCUGGAUCACAGAGAGCAGCAACCGCUCCGAAUUCGACGGCCUUCUAUCAUGACGCCUUCCGGUCCGUACCCGACUGCGACACCGCAGACGAGCAGCCGGCUGCGCAACGCCUACGUCGGUGAAAGCGGAGAGGAUGGAGAGCAGUCGUGGGAUGAGGGCGCUCCGCUCUUGUCCAGGUCAAUCCAGCGCACCGCAACAGCUCCUGUAUUCUCCGGAUAUGGCUCGAGCGACCCUCGCCAGCGCGUAAGCCGUCGCGGUUCCAGCAGAUCCUCUCGAACGAAGCUUGCGCCGUCUUUCCCUGGCGACAGCUACAACGUCAACUAUCCUCCUUCCAUGCCCGGGUCGCCGCAAUUCCGACCCUCCGACCCGUUGAAUCUGAGCUUCGGCGACGUUAUGAUCCACGAUGACGAGAUCAACAUUCAAGUAUCGCCCCGCGGAAGUCGCAGGAACAGUCAUGCCUCGCACUCGGACCACGAAUCUCGAAUGGAGCAGUCGCCGGAUUUGGCGCGGAGGAACACAAUCGCCUUGACCGCUCAGGAGGACGUCUGUUUCCCGAGUGGGAUAUCCGAGAUCGGAGAGGAGGAAAUGCACUCCUCUCAGGACCCGACGGCCAAGCCUAGGCCCAGGCGACGUCGUCGCCGCUGGCCUGAUCUGUCUAUCCUCGAGGAAUGGAGCAGAUUUGAGAAGGAGGGACGUUCUGAUGAACGACGGGUCAAGCGAAUUACAGAGCCUCAGCUCAUUAACGGACGUCUGCGUCCCGUCACUCGAGAAUGGUACCGCUCAGAGGAAGAGUCGCCUUACCGAUUCACAUACUUCAACGAGGAGUUCCAAAGCACCAUUCACAGCCAGACUAUCUCAGAACUCGUGCAGCCGGGCGGAAACUUCCAAGAGCUGUUCAUCCCUGAACCCCGCCUUCUCUCCGACGACGAGAGUGAGGACAGUGACGAAGACGGCGAUCAUGUGCCAUUAUCCCAUGCCACUACUCAGCACUCACACAGUGGCCAGAAUGGAGAUUCCCGAGCGCCGACUCGACAGCCAUCUCUUGCCAGCACUCAGCCAAUUCAUGGCCAUAUAUCACCGGAAAAGACGUCUGGUGGCAGUUCACGAGCUGGAUCCCUUCACCGUACACCCACCGGGGUGAGGUCGCCGGUCGUGGGCAAUCAGACCACUCAAACCCCAGAACUGCUCGUCAAGACCCCUAAGUACGGUGAGCGACCAGUAUGGUGGCUCGACGUGCUCAGCCCGACCGAGGCAGAGAUGAAGGUACUAUCCAAGGCGUUCGGUAUUCACCCGCUUACCGCCGAAGAUAUCAUGGUUCAGGAGGCUCGAGAGAAAGUGGAGCUAUUCCGACACUACUACUUCGUCAACUACCGAUCUUUCGAUCAAGACCAGAACAGCGAGGAUUACUUGGAGCCUGUCAACAUGUAUGUCAUUGUGUUCCGUGAGGGCGUCAUCAGCUUUCACUUCUCCAUGACACCACACCCUGCCAACGUACGCCGAAGAAUUCGCCAGCUGAAGGACUAUCUCAUCGUCAACUCCGAUUGGAUUUCCUACGCCAUUAUUGACGAUAUUACCGACGUUUUUGUUCCCUUGAUUCAGAACAUCGAAGAUGAGGUCGACGACAUUGAUGAUGCUAUUCUGAGACUCCACUCUCAUUCCGAGGAUUCCAAGGAUGGUCACUUCGACGAGAAGGCUAGCAGCGCUGCGACUACAAUUGGAUCCGAAGGAGACAUGCUUCGACGUGUGGGCGACUGCCGUAAGCGUGUCAUGAGUCUUUACCGCUUGCUUGGCAACAAGGCAGAUGUCAUCAAGGGCUUCGCGAAGCGCUGCAAUGAGCGCUGGGAAGUCGCUCCAAGGUCUGACAUCGGACUGUAUCUGGGCGAUAUCCAAGAUCAUAUUGUGACAAUGACAUCUAAUCUCAGUCACUACGAGAAGAUUUUGGCCCGGUCUCAUGGCAACUACCUCGCGCAAAUUAACAUCCGCAUGAAUGAACGGCAGGAGCAGACGGCUGAUGUCCUCGGCAAGCUGACUGUCUUGGGUACUAUUGUGUUGCCCAUGAACAUUAUCACUGGUCUCUGGGGUAUGAACGUUUGGGUCCCUGGUCAGGAGUACGAGGGUGACCUGAAAUGGUUCUGGGCUAUCACGGCAGGCCUACUGGCAUUCGGCCUGGCGUGUUACAUGAUUGCGAAGCGGGUUUACAAUAUUGUAUAG
Molecule: messenger RNA, 2547 nt
Organism: Colletotrichum karsti
Lineage: Eukaryota; Fungi; Ascomycota; Sordariomycetes; Glomerellales; Glomerellaceae
Product: CorA-like Mg2+ transporter
Exons: 3
Coding region: 1-2547 (848 amino acids)
Biological process (GO): magnesium ion transmembrane transport; intracellular magnesium ion homeostasis
Cellular component (GO): plasma membrane
Molecular function (GO): magnesium ion transmembrane transporter activity
Source: RefSeq, a predicted model, not a curated record